UCAGGCUCUUAUCCAUAAAUUGCGCCCACACUUCCUCUUCUUCCUCGUUACGCCACCAAAGCAGAGCACGGAGUGAGUCCGCGAGAUCGAGCAGAGGAAGAGAGCGCUAGAAGAAUGUCGAAGGAAGUAAGCGUGGAGCCGGAGCAGCAGCAGCAGAAGGACUAUACAGACCCACCGCCGGCUCCGCUGCUGGAUUUGGGCGAGCUCCGCCUCUGGUCAUUUUACCGCGCUCUCAUCGCGGAGUUCAUUGCCACUUUACUCUUCCUCUACGUCACCGUCGCGACCGUCAUCGGCUACAAAAAGCAGGCAGCGGCCGAUGCAUGUGAUGGCGUCGGCAUCCUUGGCAUCGCAUGGUCCUUUGGUGGAAUGAUCUUUAUUCUCGUCUACUGCACCGCUGGGAUCUCCGGGGGGCACAUCAACCCUGCGGUGACGUUCGGGCUAUUCUUGGCAAGGAAGGUAUCGCUGGUUAGAGCUGUGUCCUACAUCAUCGCUCAGUGCCUCGGCGCAAUCUGCGGCGUUGGGAUCGUGAAGGGUAUAAUGAAACACUACUACAACUCGCUGGGCGGGGGAGCUAAUGAAGUGGCCGCCGGAUACUCCAAGGGUACAGCCCUAGGGGCUGAGAUCAUCGGCACCUUCGUCCUCGUCUACACCGUUUUUUCAGCCACCGAUCCCAAACGCAACGCCCGGGAUUCUCAUGUUCCGGUCUUGGCUCCGCUUCCUAUCGGAUUCGCCGUCUUCAUGGUCCACCUGGCAACCAUUCCCGUCACUGGAACCGGCAUCAACCCUGCCAGGAGCCUUGGCGCUGCUGUCAUCUACAACAAACACAGCGCUUGGCAUAAUCAUUGGAUCUUCUGGGUGGGUCCUUUCGUUGGAGCUCUCGCUGCGGCGGCCUAUCACCAGUACAUCCUCCGGGCGGCGGCGAUCAAGGCUUUGGGCUCCUUCCGCAGCAACCCCACCAACUGAGCUCGUAUGGAUCCCGCCUUCACUUGUCACUCUUCUUCUUGUUCUGUUGUGUGACCUUGAGAGUGAGAACUGUGAGGUGUAGAACAGCAUUUCAUCUUUUUCUUCUGUGAAUUUGAUUUGUGAAUGAGAACGAUCGAUGCAUCAGAGUCUACUGUAAUAGUUUUAGGGGAUUUCUACUGUUUAUUUAGCUGUUGGUUUGUGUUCUCAAAGUUCAAAUUUUCUGAAAUUGUGGUGCUCGUCACCAUCGCCUUUAAUUCAAAUCAGCGAUUGUUUU
Messenger RNA from Phalaenopsis equestris, 1237 nucleotides. Its product is annotated as probable aquaporin PIP2-6. Gene Ontology annotation, molecular function: water channel activity. The transcript is spliced from 4 exons. The record is from RefSeq and is a predicted model, not a curated record. Gene Ontology annotation, cellular component: plasma membrane. NCBI's taxonomy places the organism in Eukaryota, Viridiplantae, Streptophyta, Magnoliopsida, Asparagales, Orchidaceae. Gene Ontology annotation, biological process: transmembrane transport. The coding region runs from base 115 to 963 and encodes 282 amino acids.